AAAGUUGAGACUACCGAAAAUUUAGAUGUGGACAGCCCAAUUUUAGGCCGUUGGUACAUCGUUCGUCGAGCAUCAUUUAACAAUAGAGCAAUUAAAGGAUUUGUAUCAGGAUUCUUAUAUUCAUCACGAAUUCCCUGAGCGUAGUGAUGGUUUAUCUACGGAAGAAGCUAGGAAACGUCUACAAGAUGGCGGUGGUAAUGUAUUGCCGCCACCAAAGGAGGAAAGUCUUUUUCGUGUCUUCAUCAAGCAGUUCCAUUUUAAAUUUUGGCUCUUAUUAACGGGUGCGGCCUUUCUAUCGAUAGCUGCCUAUUUCGCACAUUAUGCGAAUGGAUUCAAUGAACCACUGAAUCUCUACUGUGCAGUCAUUCUUCUGUUGGUCGUACUGUUCAUGUGUAUGCUUUCACUAUGGCAGGAGAAUAAGGCCAGAAAGGUAGAACUUCUGCCAUCAAAAGCGAUAGUGAUUCGGGACUGUGAGGAGAAAGAAGUGAACAUCGAAGACAUUGUCGUCGGAGAUUUGGUCAUCAUUAGGUUUGCUAAGAAGAACGAUAGAAAUUACAACAGGAUUUCAGGACAGACGACUCCAGUGGAGUGUACAGCCGAGGCAGCCGCCUCGUAUGUGUCGGUGUUCCAUUCCAGGAAUGUCGCCUUCAAAGGUUCAUACUGUACAGAAGGCGACGGCCUAGGAAUUGUGAUUCGGACGGGAAAAUUCACAGUGCUUGGUGGAAUUGCAAAUCUGCAUACAAAUAUGCUGCCGAUGAAGACAAAACUACAGAAAGAGCUUCGUAUAAUUGCAAAAUUUAUAUCAGUGAUGGCAAUCUGUAUGGCAACCGCAAUGUUCUUCAUCGGAUGUAUUGUUGCAAAAUUUGAGAAUGUACUGGAUCACUUCGUUAUCGGAUUUUUGGUUGUUAUUGUUGCUAAUGUUCCACAAGGACUGCCUGCUACGGUCAUGUCACAGCUACGAAUCAUUGCCAGGCGGAUGUCCCAGAAAAAUAUCUACAUCAAAAAAGUUGACCUUAUCGAUGAACUCGGUGCGGUAACCGUAAUCUGUGCUGAUAAAUCAGGAACAUUGACUAUGAAUCAAAUGGUCGUUACUGAUUUGUGGUACAACCGUCGAAUGGUCGUCACCGGAGCUGGUAUCGACCAUAAACAUCCUCAUAUGCGUGUCAUGCGUUCCGCCGUUAAAUCUGGUGAACGGCUAGAAGAACCUCUUCCUGAUAUUCUCACUGUGAUGUCAGUGUGCAAUCGUGCACAAUUCGAGAAUGUUCGACGUUCAACGUGUCCUGUGUCGACGAUGCGCGCUCUCCAGAAGUCCGCUUCCGAGGCGAUGCUCAGCGGGCCGGUCACGAAAAAGUUCACGAUUGUUGACACACGUACCGGUCAAGUAUCGGAAAGGAUCCGGCCAACUCGUUCGGCAAAACGUCGGGUAAAGUCUCAUAAGAACGACAUCUACGGUAUCCCUAGCGAUGUUGCACUUGUGAAAUACGUCGAACUACACGCUAGCGUUGAAGCAAUUCGUCAACGAUACCAUGUGGUACAUGAAAUUCCGUUCAAUUCGAUUCGCCGGUGGCAGUUGGUGGUGUCACGUUGUUUGGUUGACGUGGAACCAGUGGAGAAUUUACCUGAGCCGUCAAGAGCUCGCUAUGUGGUAAUGAUAAAGGGCGCACCGGAGGUCAUACUAGGCAGUUGCAAGCUCGCCCGUGCCAACAAUGAAGUCGUCGACAUCGACGACGAGUUUCGACAAGAAUGUCAGACGGCAUGGGAAUCGUUGGGCAAUGCUGGCCGACGAGUGAUCGCAUUCGCCCAAGCGCAUUUCAACGCACCGAUCGACGUGAAAUUCGUCCACGGUGAAUACGAAUGGCCAGAGAAUCUAGUUUUCCUUGGAAUGGCCGCCAUUAUGGAUCCACCGAGACCUGAGACGACCGCUGCCAUUAAUCAGUGCAAAGGUGCUGGGAUUAAGGUAUUCAUGAUCACUGGUGAUCACCCAACUACUGCAAAAGCAGUAGCUACUCAGAUUGGACUCAUCGAAGACACUGACACAUACACAUACACACCCAUACACAUACAUAUGCACAUACACAUAUACACAUACACAUACACAUACACAUACACAUACACAUACACAUACACAUGUGACUGCUGA
Angiostrongylus costaricensis is the source of this 2140-nucleotide messenger RNA. NCBI's taxonomy places the organism in Eukaryota, Metazoa, Nematoda, Chromadorea, Rhabditida, Metastrongylidae. The record is from the annotation of a GenBank genome assembly.